AUGCUUGCCGGAAGACGUGCUAUUGUUACUGGUGCCUCGAGAGGCAUCGGGUUGGCGAUUUCCAAAGGUUUAGCCGAAUUGGGCGCCUCCAUAACCUUAUUGGCCCGAGACUCCGACGCAAUGUACGACAACGUGAAAAACUUAGCCAGACAGGAAUACCAGGAGCAUAAGUUUGUAACUUACAACCUUCUAGACUUGGCCCACGGCAAGGAGCCCGAGAACCACAGUUUCUUGUUGGAGGCCUUGAACGAGUCCUCCAUUCUCGUCAAUUGCGCCGGUACAACAACCAAUACCCUCUUGGCUAGAGCUCCAGAGCGGUCCAUCAUCGAUACCAUCGACACAAACCUUGUGGCGCCGAUCAUUCUCAGCAAGUUGGCAAUCAAACCAUUCACAAAGAUUGGCAAGCUGCAGAAGCAGAAGCCGGUCAUCGUCAAUGUUUCCUCUGUGCUUUCCUUUACCGGCCUUAGCAGUCCAGGAACCACGGUCUAUGCAGCCCUGAAAGCUGGUCUUUUGGGUUUCACCAAAUCGCUUGCCAAUGAGUUGCGGGGAUCCAUCCGUGUCAAUUCCGUCUUGCCUGCUUUGGUGAAGGAAACCGACAUGGGUAAGAAGGCUCCAGCAGGAAACAGCUUCCCUGUCAUCCAGAUGAAGGAUGCUGUCGAUAAUGCCAUUGAGCUUGUGACGGACGAGGUCACCGUUUCUUAG
Candidozyma pseudohaemuli is the source of this 702-nucleotide messenger RNA. RefSeq names its product 3-oxoacyl-[acyl-carrier-protein] reductase (NADPH). The transcript is spliced from 2 exons. Gene Ontology annotation, molecular function: oxidoreductase activity, acting on the CH-OH group of donors, NAD or NADP as acceptor. Bases 1 to 702 code for a protein of 233 amino acids. The record is from RefSeq and is a predicted model, not a curated record. Lineage: Eukaryota; Fungi; Ascomycota; Pichiomycetes; Serinales; Metschnikowiaceae.